UUUUUUUUUAAAUCUUAUUUUAUGAUAUGCUUUCAAUACAGGUCUUUAUACAUUGCAAAUACUUCUGACACAUUUUGAAGACCAAUCAUAGUUAAAUGUAAAUCAAAGAAAUUCAAAUGCAAAAGGAAAACAAUUCCAGUUAGAAAAUUAAAUAUGAAUUUUAUUUAUAUAUAUCAUCAAUAAAAUAUUUAGGGUAGGCAGCAAAAAGGUAAGUAGGGUCGAGAAACCGGAGACACACAUAUGUUUUGUCUUGGCCUGACUGAUUAUUUAUAGUCUUUAAUGGUUAUAGGAAAUGACUUGGAGUAUAUAAAAAUUAUUUUUGUUAGAAUUCUCAUGCAUUCCUAUGUAGUUUGUACAAUUGAAUAGACCUUUUUCCUGAGGGAGGGGAAAGAUUCAUGUUUUGUCAAUAGGGAAAAGGUACUCUUAAUCAUUACUUUAAGUAAAAGGAACUUUGAUAUAUCUGUGAGAAUAAAUAAUGAAUUAAGAUUCAAUUUCCCCCAUUAAAGCUGUAUGCAGAACAUGUAUGUCCAAACACAAAACAGACCUCAGUCUUGGUGAAGGAACAGUGGAAGAAAUCAAAGACAGAAUCCAGCAGUUGCCCAGAACUUCAUUACCUUCAACUGAGUGGAGAGAAUUUGAUUGCACUGAUGCCAAUGAUAACCACAACACCGUUAACCUUGCUGAGGAAAUGAACUUGGAAUCUCAAUCAAUUCAUUUUGACCAAGAUAUGAUGUCAGACAGUGAAACAUUCGUGUUUUCUGUCCACAACAGCUUCCAAUUGGUCGGAUAUGCAGAAAUCUUUAAGAGAAAAAUACAAUGAUGCAAUGCAAAUCCUUUCAAAUGGCCAGCUAGAAUGUUUACGCUCUCAAGCCGGCCAACCUCUGCAAGACUUAAAGUACUCGACAAGAUCCUACUACGUGCGUCAUGCUAAAUCUGCAUUUGAGUACAUAUGUAACAUCAUAGCUCCUGGACAAAGUGAACAACUCAUUGAUGAGGUUAUCUGCAGUUAUAAAGCUCCAGCAAUAUCUCGUGAAGAUUCUAUGACAGACACAGUAAUUGAGGCAUACAAGAAGGCUACAGAUCAUUGAACUCGCACUCAGAUUUUGUCCCUCAUUGCCAAUAGAUAUAGCAAAGUCACUUUGUUGAAGAUGGUUGAGGGAAUAACAAUCCACCACAUAGAUGUAGCAAGAAAACAUGCAGCCACUCAUUGGCCGGGACAGUAUGUCACACCACCUAAAGUUAUACGUGUCAGAAUUUCAAAAGGAAGAAUCCAACACUUUGUAGAGUUCAUAUCAGCUCCCAUGUACCUCCAUACUGUUGGUUUUGGCUCCAAGCACUUGAAACUUUCAUCGGGAUUAGAAGUCAAGAUACCAAAGGUCAUUCGUACAAUGAUUGCAUCAAGACUCAUCGCAGCAUACACAGCAUAUUGCCAGGACAAUGGUAUUGUGCCUCCAUCAAGAGCAACUCUUUAUAAGAUAGUGAAAGUGUGUGCAGCAUCACAGCUGAAGUCUCUACAUGGUCUUGACAACCUUGCAAGUGAAGGAGAGUCUGGAAUUUCCACCAUUGUAAAAGCAGUGGAGAAACUAUCUGAAUUAGGGCUAAAUGAUGGAAAAGUGGAGGAGUUCAAGAACCAUUUACAAGCUGUGAAAUUGCAUCUGAAGAAUGAUUUCAAAACACAUAUAAGCAGGACAAGCACAUGUAUUGAACACUGUAUACAAUAUGCUUUAUCAGAGUCAAAAUGUGAUCAUCAACAUUCAGAGACUUGUGUAUCUUGUCGACAAGUGAAAAAUGUCACCAUUGAAAUUGCUCAGUGCCUUAAGGGUAUUCAAUGUGAAGCAAAUUCAAGGGAAGAAAUUCAACACGAUGUAGAGUUAUCAUGUGAGAAAAUUGUGAACUGGCGAGAUCAUUGUAUACGUACUGUGAAUCAAGAUGCCUGCAAGAGAGAUAUUGUGAACAAUCUUAAGGAUGACCAGGCACUCAUAAUCAUGGACUGGGCGAUGAAAUACUUGCCGCAGACAUUCAGAGAGACUCAAAGUGAAUGGUUUGGAAAACAGGGUAUCAGUUGGCAUGUAUCGUGUGUACUUGCACACAGAAAUGACACAGAAAAUGAUGAACCAGUGGACAUCAUAUCACAUGUACACCUUCUUCAAAAUGGCACACAGGGGUGGUUCACAGUUUUCAAAAUCCUUAUCCAUAUCCUGCAGAUGCUUCAUCAGAGUCAUCCACAUUUGAAAGAAGUUUUUUUGCGUUCUGAUAAUGCAGGAUGUUACCACUGCCUUCCUCUUUUGACAUUCCUCUGGAAACUAAGGAACAAAACAAAGAUCACAAUAAAAGAGUACAAUUUCAGUGAAGCACAGUCAGGUAAAGAUUUAUGUGACUCACGCACAGGAAGCUGUAGGAUGCACAUUUUGAACCAUCUGAAUGAAGGAAAUGAUGUGACAUCUGUCUAUGAGAUGAAAGAUGCUCUUGAAAGUCAUGGGGAAGUCCGGAACACACUAACAUCCGUAAUUGAUGUUGACAUGAAAACUCAGCCAACACUAUCAGGCCAAUUGAAAUUCCCAAUCAGCCAGUUCAACAAUUUCAUCUUUAAGGACAGUGGUAUUCUGGCAUUCAAGUCAUACAGUUUUGGAGAGCAUCUUAUACCAUCUGAAAAGCUUGAAGUUGUAACAAAGAAUUUGGUGGACAUUCCAGAAGCUGUGAUUGUUGCAAGUCCCAAACCUUCCACUACAAAGGCAAGGCAGAAGAAAUCUACAAGUCGUUUGUUCUCAUGUUGUGAUCCGGAUUGUGUUAAAGAGUUUAGGAAAGAAAGUCAAUUAUUGAACCACCUAGCUAUUGGAAAUUAUGUGUAUGACAGUGAAAAACAGGACAACAUACUGGAUACCACAAAAAGAAUAUGGGUGCAGACUUGCACAAAAUUUAGAUCCACCCAACCCACUUUCACAGUAGAAACUCAUGAACUUGAAGAUGAAGUCGUGUAUGAAACACAGGCAUAUGCAUUGAAGCAAAGGAGGAAAAGUACUCGAUUUUCCAGCAAAGUUAAGAAUUUUUUGUUUGAGAUUUAUGAAGGAGAAAAAACUGGACGAAAGGCCAAUCCAUAUACCGUUAGUAAACAGAUGCGAUUAGAAAAGGAUCCAGAAGGGAGAAGACUUUUUGGCCCAAGUGAAUGGCUGACACACCAGCAAAUUAGAAGUGUGUUUGCCUCUUUUGUUGUGAAAGCACGGAAAUCAUCAAGUUUUUCUUCCCAAGUAAAACGUUUGAAGUUGGAGGAGGUCAAUGACGAAGAGGAUGAACUUUUGGAAAAUAUUAUUGAAAGUCUUCAGGCGACAGAACAACAAGAGGCAGUUCAAGCUAUUGCCAAUGAACUUGCAAAGUGAAUGUGUUUGAUCAUUUAAUAUUGUUGAAUAUAUGUGUACAUAUAUGCAAUUUUACACUAAAAUCUACGUAUAAUAUUCACUGUAGCGAAUUAUGAUUACUUCCUAAAUUCUUUACUAGUAAUUGUUGGAAAAAAUGUACAAUGUCCACUGUAGUGAAUCAUGUGUACUUCCUAUAUUCUUUAUUAGUAAUUGUUGGGAAAAGCAAUCUUUGAAAUACAUCUUUCUUUUUCUCAAUGUUAAAAAUAUGGAACAUAAUGUGGUUUUUUAUGGUAAGAUUUACUUUCGAAAUAUUUUCUUAGACAUCUGAUGAUUUUGUUCUGAUAUAUGACAUUGGGUUGAAUUCUAAUGCGAAAUUAAAGUAUCAAAUGUGUUUUGCUACUUAUUAGAAAAUUUCAUAUCACAGUUUUUACAGAAGAAUAAGUUAUGCUGUGUAUUAUUUUGUAUUAUAAGUGUACAAACAUACUUGCAUGUAACUUGGUGUUUUCAUUUAUUGUUCUAUUGUUACCUGAGAACACUGUGUGAGGAAAAUGUUUACAGUAGCAUGUGUAUGAUUAACUUCUAUAUUUUCUGAUGUGUACCAUAUUUCUGUAUGUACACAAUGUUUAGCGUUAAUAUUUUGUUAUUACAUGUAUUCACGACAUGUAAUGAAUUUUUUUUUAUACAGUUUAUGAAUUAAAUUGUAAUGGAUGUUACAGUGUAUGUAUAAUAUUACAUUAAUUAUUCAUGUGUAGAGCAUGUUAUUAUUAUUACUUGUAAUUACAGGUUUACCUGUUAAUUGAAUAUUUGAAAAAAAUGCAAACAGGAGUUAUCCCUCCUUACUGAACAUUGUAAAAAAAUUAAAAAACUAAUAUAAAACGGUUAUUUAUAGUACUGUAUAUUUAAAUGUUUGUAAUUCUUUGCCUAAUAAUAUUAGAAUACAUUUUGGAUUAGUAACAUUAUAAAGAAAUUGAUUUUAUAUGGACUAAAACUUGCCCAUAUGGUAAAAUAAUGGUCAAAAUCGUGUAACUUCAAUUUUUAUCAUAAUUUUAUUAUUUUUUGUUUUCCGAAAAAUUCCAAUUUAUUGAGUACACAUCAUGUGAAGAUCUUUUAAGAAACACUA
Molecule: messenger RNA, 4473 nt
Organism: Ostrea edulis (European flat oyster)
Lineage: Eukaryota; Metazoa; Mollusca; Bivalvia; Ostreida; Ostreidae
Exons: 5
Coding region: 1149-3374 (741 amino acids)
Source: RefSeq, a predicted model, not a curated record